AUGCCACCCGCCCCCACCAUCUCACUAGAAUGGGCCUUGGACAAGCUUCCGUGGCUGCUGCUAUUGCGUGCGGAAAAUCUUGACAUCAAUUGCGACCUCCAGUGUGUCAGAAUCGAGAAAACAAUCGAAUGUCUACUACCGUACCUAGUACAACUUCAUGGAGAACUUGUGGUCUGCGCUGGAAUGGAAGAGGAUGUGCAAUGGCACGCCAAAGAAUGUAAUAUAGUUGUAGGAGUGGCCGAUAUAGUGGCCCGAGUCGAUGUGUACUUGACGUCUGUGUUUGCAUGGUGUGUCAAACUAGAGGAUCUGAGAUUGUGUCUGGGCUUGAAGGAUCUCACCAUGCAUACGUUCGAUGUACAGCAGUUGGUUAUACCCUUGAAAAAAAAAUGUUUGAUGGCCUCAAGACUAGUUGAGAUGGAGACGUAUCAAUUGAGUGCCCUUAUAGAGGAGGUAGCUGGCUGCACUGAAGAACUUCUGAAAAUUCGCAGCUCCCAGUUAGGAGAUGAAAUUCUUGCAAAUACGAAUCUCGGAGAGGUAUUCAAUCUUAUCCAAUGCAAUGACAUCAGUCAUCUGUCUGGUUACUCCGCCAAAUUGGCAGCACUAUCAGUACUCUCGCCCUCUGACGGAAGUCUACUAAGCGCUCUACAGCAUUUAUCAUGCCGUAUUGAUGCGAUGCGCUUUUCGAUGGUUCUUUUCACCCAGCAAGCUACCGACUUCCUUCAGCAGUGCAAUAGGCACUUUCCAAAGAGUUGCCAACAGCUACAAAGACGAAUCGCCGCCCUCGAAGAAGAAUGGGCGAGAACGCUGACAGAAUACACUUUGAGCAAGUCUGUUCUUCUAGAUCGCAAUUGCAACUCUCUCUUCCUGUUUUUGGUCAAUCAAACUAUCCUGGCGGUUGUUGAGCUAAAGGCGCGGGCGCACUCCUUGACCGAAGACGCUAUGGAAGAUGCAGAUCGGAUUCAGUUGAAACUAUGUUCUGGUGUCAUCAACUUUGUUCACAAUGCUUUUCAGGAGGAGACUGUUGCGAGGCCAGAGGUGAUAGCCAAGUACAAUGAUGUACUUCUCUCCGAGUGGGAACAAUUGAAUCAUGCACUUCUAGAUCCAUCUCCUCAAACCGAUCAUGCUGCAAAUCAAGCUGAAUCUCCCUUUUGCGAGCUACGAUCUCCGUUCAAUGAAAAUAGACCGCCAAAUACCCACAAAACUCCCGACUUUCUACGCUGUUUGACUCUUCUGAGAACGAGUCUGAACAUGGCUGAGAGCGCAGAGGUCACUCCUGAUACAACGCCGCGAAAUACGCCUGUCAUUGAGUUCAAACCUCAUGCACUUGUGUUGCCUAAACGAAAUGUCUCCAAGCGUGAUGAAGAGAAGGUGGUUGGACUCGGACUUGAUCUUGGAUUAGAGUUCAAUCAAUCUUCAACAGUUCCGUUGAGUGUAAUGAAAAAGGAUAGGAUAAUUAGUUUGAACGUCGAUCCAGCUACUGUUAAAGGCUUCAACUUGCGUGACAAACUAAGUCAGCUUCAAGAAUCUUCGACAGUUUCUAAACUAGGCUCUCCCGCAAAAUUGCAAGAAGCCUCCAUCGGAGACAACAGCUCACGAAUUCCUAGAAUUCUGAAUAAUAUCGCGGCUGCGCAGAUCCCCAAAAUCGAGAAACAGAGUGCUAAUGGGUCGAGGAUCCCGGUGAUCUCCCGCACCCACCCAGUAUUCUCAUCCAUCGCAGACAAAGCGCUAGCAAAAGAGUUUGACGAACAAAAUGACCACUUCGCGGAGAAGUCAGUUCUCUACACAAGUCUCAGAACACCUCCAGGCUUCAACCUCAGCUCCAUUAGAGACAGCUCCACACCUCGGUCGACACACAGAGUUCCAUCACAUACAACCGCCAGCUAUUGUUUGGGUCUCAUGACUCCCAACAACACGCUUGGCUCAGUUGCUGAACAGUACACUCCAGAAGUACUCGAUUGGGGGUCGCGUUCACUGCUGCGACAAAGAAGCAAACACGCGGCGGCGACACCCGCACACAAGCAUCCCAAAAAGCCAUGGAAAUGA
This is a messenger RNA of Australozyma saopauloensis, 2043 nucleotides long. It is a transcript of the gene KAR9, whose product is annotated as Kar9p. The transcript has a single exon. Bases 1 to 2043 code for a protein of 680 amino acids. The record is from RefSeq and is a predicted model, not a curated record. NCBI's taxonomy places the organism in Eukaryota, Fungi, Ascomycota, Pichiomycetes, Serinales, Metschnikowiaceae.